Messenger RNA from Dentiscutata erythropus, 282 nucleotides. The record is from the annotation of a GenBank genome assembly. Lineage: Eukaryota; Fungi; Glomeromycota; Glomeromycetes; Diversisporales; Gigasporaceae.
AUGCCGAAAAGCAAAAUUAACCAUGGCCCCUGUUCUAUCUAUAAUUGUGAUAAAAGCUCUAAAGAUUUUCGAUGUCUAUCUAGCUUGGCAAUAAAAAAGGCAUCUAUUAAAGGAAAUCUUCGGUCGUAUCCUUAUUUGCUACCUGGUUACCAAUUUUGUAGUCCUCAUUAUACAGUUAUUGUUGAAAAUCAGUUACCUACACCUGCGCCUGCACAAAAUGAGUCCUAUAAUGAAGCGUCUACUCCAACAUUACCAAUUAACCUAUUACUAGAAGAUAAGAAA